Molecule: messenger RNA, 2285 nt
Organism: Erythranthe guttata (spotted monkey flower)
Lineage: Eukaryota; Viridiplantae; Streptophyta; Magnoliopsida; Lamiales; Phrymaceae
Biological process (GO): mRNA processing
Cellular component (GO): nucleus
Molecular function (GO): RNA binding
Source: RefSeq, a predicted model, not a curated record
AAGAGCAUUAUCAGAUUCUAAAAGAGUUUCCCAUUUUGUCCUUCACCAUUUUCGCAUAUCCACCAAAAACCCUAAAUUGUUGUAAAUUCCAACGACCUAGGGUUUUCGAUAAGAUAAUCCAUUAAUUUACAGGGUCUCUUUUCGUCGAUUCAGAAUCUCUGAAUUGGAAUUGGAUGGAUUUCGACGAGUACGAUUACCUGGAGAAAGCCGUGGAAGAAACAAACGGCCCGGCGAAGAAUGAAACUCCGGACAAGGGAAAUGAUCGAGAAAAGAGCGACAAGGGGCACCGAAGAAGAAACAGGACCGAAGACGAUGAAUUUGAUCUAGAAGAAAAGGAGAGGAAGAUCAGCAGCAAGAAAUCACGGAGUGAAGAUAAUGGGCGUGACAGAGAGAAGGAGAGAGAUGGGGAUAUGGAUAGGGAGAGGAGCUCAAGCCGUCGGAGUCGUGACAGAGAUUCCGACAGAGAGAGGCGGAGUGAGAGGAGCUCAAGCCGUCGGAGUCUAGAGAGAGAUUCGGACAGAGAGAGGCGGAGGGAGAGGAGCUCAAGCCACCGGAGUCGAGAGAGAGAUUCAGACAGAGAGAGGCGGAGGGAGAGGAGCUCAAGCCGCCGGAGUCGAGAGAGAGAUUCAGACAGAGAGAGGCGGAGGGAGAGGAGCUCAAGCCACCGGAGUCGAGAGAGAGAUUCUGACAGAGAGAGGCGGAUCUCGAGGGAUAAGGAUAGAGAGAGGAGAGAGAAAGAUAGGGAGAGGGAGAGAGAGAGGAGAGAGAGGGAUAAGGAGAAGGAAAGGGAGAGGGAAAGGGAAAGGAGGAGUAGAAGUCGGUCGAGGCUGGAGCACGAUAGAGAGAGGGAGUUGAUGAGGGAAAGAGAGCGGGAGGAGAGCAGGAGAUUCAAGGAUAAAAAAGAAGCCAUGGAGCCUGAAGCUGACCCAGAAAGGGACCAGCGAACUGUUUUUGCAUAUCAAAUGCCACUGAAGGCAACUGAGAGAGAUGUUUUUGAAUUCUUUUCACAAGCUGGAAAGGUGAGGGAUGUUAAACUAAUUAUGGAUCGAAACUCGAGGAGAUCAAAAGGAGUUGGGUAUAUUGAAUUUUAUGAUGUCAUGUCUGUACCGAUGGCUAUAGCUCUAUCUGGCCACCUAUUUCUUGGUCAACCUGUAAUGGUAAAACCUUCAGAGGCAGAAAAGAAUCUUGUUCAAUCAAAUACCUCUACCGCUGGUGCAGGAGUUGCUGGCCCAUAUGGUGCAACAGAUAGGAAGCUUUAUGUUGGCAAUUUGCAUUUCAACAUGACAGAAUUUCAGCUUAAACAGAUUUUUGAAGCAUUUGGACCUGUUGAACUUGUGCAACUUCCUACAGAUCCAGAAACAGGACAUUGCAAAGGUUUUGGGUUUAUUCAAUUCGCCCAACUUGAACAUUCAAAAGCAGCUCUAAGUUUGAAUGGGAAAUUGGAGAUUGCAGGCCGGACCAUCAAGGUAUCCUCUGUUACGGACCAUGUUGCGGCACAAGAUUCUGGAACAAAAACCGCUGAUUUUGACGAUGAUGAUGGUGGUGGUUUGGCUUUAAACGCUCAGUCAAGAGCAAUGCUCAUGGCGAAGCUUGACCGGAGUGGCAUAGCUUCAAGUGUUGUCGCCCCCCUUGGAGUACCUGCACUGAAUGGAUCAGCUCCUUUACAACAAUCUGUCACAAUGCCUAUCAAUCCAACAGUAUUUCCAAAUGCAGUUCUUCCUCCACAAGUUAUUGCCAUGGCUCCAGAACCUAUUGGAACCCCCAGUGAGUGUUUAUUGUUGAAGAAUAUGUUCGAUCCAGCCACUGAGGAGGAUCCUGAGUUUGACCUGGACAUCAAAGAUGAUGUAGAAGAAGAAUGUUCCAAGUAUGGGAGGGUGAAGCAUAUCUAUGUCGACAAGAAUACUGCUGGUUACGUAUAUUUGAGGUUUGAAAGUGUGGAAGGGGCAGCACGUGCUCAACAAGCGAUGCACAAAAGAUGGUUUGCUCGUAAAUUGAUCUCAGCCAUAUUUUUGCAACCUUAUGAAUAUGAUGCCAAGUUCAAAGGUGCUGUCUAACCGACUUCUCCAGCAAACCAAUAUGAAAUGUCGAAUGAUGCUUCAUGCAAAUCUCUCCGAUUUUACGCCAUGAGUGGUUGUCAACUGUUUUAGACUAAUCGUACUUUUUAAUUUUUGUUAUUGACUGCUUUUCAUUUGGGACAAUGGUGAUAAGAAUUAUUGUUAUAUUCGAUAGUAAAUGGUACCUUUUCCUUAUGUGCAUAUAAUUUUAUAGAUUGUCUUGACUUGGUA